GCGGGAUUUGGCAAUUUAGGACCUUUUGAAAGCCGGUACUGAAGCUCGGCGGUGUUGCGGGCGAAGUUUCAGGGGUAGAGGUGAGGGUUUGGGAAACUUUAAGGAAGUUAAUGUAGCUCUGCAUGGGCUGUUUUUUUCGACCCGAGUCUUCAGAUCCCGACACGUACUCCGUUCCCUGACGUGCUUUAAUAUUUCUUUCUCUCCUUAGGUAUGUGUUCACACCUCUCUUUCUGGAAAAGAAUUACAGGAAUCGUCAUCGCUGUUGCUGUGAUUUUACUCUUAGCAUGGAUUACCUUGAAUCCACCUAAAUUACCACAGUGGGAGCCAUGCCCUGAUGACUGGCUCUACUACAAGAAGAAGUGUUACUAUCACUCAGGAGUCAUGGCAGAUUGGAAUUCCAGUCAGGAGUCCUGCUCUGACUAUGGAGCUUCCCUUGCAGUGAUUGACAGCCCCCAAGAGCUGAACUUUAUAAUGUAUCGAAUACGCAUAACAAACUUCUGGAUUGGGCUGCGCAGGAAAGGAAACAAGUUCUUCUGGGUGAAUGGAGAGUCAUUUGACACAAACUUAUUUCGUGUCAAUAUAACAAAUGAGGGAGACUGUGUCCAUAUAGAUUCAGCCUUCAUCUCUACCAGAAGGUGCUCCUCACUCAGGAACUGGCUUUGCACCAUUGGUCAGUUUAGUCCCAAGACAAGCUCUUAAUAGGGAACAGCUGGCUGUGCCAGUACAGAGACUUUCUUCACGAGAAGUUGGAAUUCAGAAUACUGAAAGUCCUUGCUGCAGGAGGUCCAUGAGGGCAAGAGGUGCUGUGGCGAGGAUCAUAUCCGAACUUCUCCAGGAGAAGCAAUCCAGGGAGUAAUAGUGACUCCAUGUGAAAGAGGUAAUUGGUUAAGAAGUAGCAGUACCAAGAGGAAAUGGUGAUACAACAGCCACGGCAAAGAACAAAAGUUGCUUCUUGGUAAUACAGUUUCAUUGUUGAAACUUCUGAAGGACGUGGCAAUGGAUGCUUUCCUUGAGAACUCUUCACAAUUACAAAACACAGUUUAUUAGGGCAGCUAAAAACUUUGUUAGAUGGAUAUGAAAAUGGACAUAUUGAAAAUGCAGUCCAUAGUGAACCCAGUAAUGCCUCUGUUUUACUGUUUUCUAUGGAGCUCAGUAAUUGUUGUCCGAGAACUUUCAGUUUGUCUUUGUGGUAAGUGGGUGAGAUUAUCAUAAGGUGUUUCGGCUUCCCUCCCCUUCUUUUUCCAUGGGUUUUUCAAAUGUGAUUGCUAUGUAAAGUCCAAGGAUAUAAAUGGGAGCUUUGUAAACCAGGAAGGCAGAUAAUGACUAGGUCUUCUAGUGAAUGGCACUGGUGUUAUGGGGCAUAUAGAGUGGGACAGAUUACAGAUACUCUUCUCUAUCCCUCUGGACUGAUCUGCAAACCUGACGGCUACUACCCAAAACUUCCCUGAAUAUGUGGCAGCAAUAGGAAAGCUCCCAGACUGAAUCACGCACAGCUGUCAUUUUGGGAGGGCUGAGAAAGUCAACUGGACUUAGAAGGGGAGACACAUGUAUAUGUAGCAUGGAAAGGGCUCUAGGGCAACUUAAAUUGAGGUACUGUUGUGUUUCUCUGUUUGCCUAUGCAGGGGAA
Haliaeetus leucocephalus (bald eagle) is the source of this 1627-nucleotide messenger RNA. RefSeq names its product C-type lectin domain family 2 member L-like. The transcript is spliced from 4 exons. Bases 211 to 699 code for a protein of 162 amino acids. NCBI's taxonomy places the organism in Eukaryota, Metazoa, Chordata, Aves, Accipitriformes, Accipitridae. The record is from RefSeq and is a predicted model, not a curated record.